ACGAUUAACUUCGCCAUCCAGACUACUCUUGCGUCUCGUAUAUUUCGCCACCUACCUAGAUACCUUCUCAGCUAACGACAGCCGGUGACAUUUCAAUAUAUGCCUCCGACCCGAAGCGAAAUACCCGAGGCGCAUAUAGGAUACUUCAUAUCAUUAGUCCUCGUCGCCCAUAGCAAGUCAUCCUCUCGGUAGCAAGUAACGGCAAUCGCUACGCUCUUCGCUUUGAAAAUCCAACCCAUAUCAAGAGCCCUACGCUUCUUAGUUCCUAAUGGAAUCUUCACAAUUACCCUCAAAUGGCGACCGUCAAUCUCAGUCUCCCAACCGCGAAUCGACAAGCCCCAAGGGGAAACAUGAGAACACCCAGAGAGCCUCGCUAGCGACGGUUGCACAGCUUGACGAUGAUGGUAGAAGUUUCUACGAUACCUUAUUAACACCGUGGACAACGACUGUCGAGAGCGAUCACUUUACAAAAUGGACAGCAACAAAAGGUGGUAGCCAUAAUUCUCCUACCAACGUCCAGCAACCGCAAGCCUCCACAGCUACGACCACAGUUACGACCACGGUAUUGCAUGAAUAUCGGUUCGGAGCAAAAAAAAAGCAGGGUCGGAAUACGAUAACAUGGGGUAUGAAUAGACAUUCCGCACUCAGUUUAGCUAUGAGCCUGAGCGAGCGCGGCGCAGUAAAGAGUCCUGGCUCAAGCAGCUUGACGGAUAUACAGGCAGCCUCUCUCAAAUUACCCGAGUUGCGAACAACUCAGCCUAGCCAGGCAGACGAGAAGCCGGAGCUCCCACCAUUGAAACAGCUGAUCUGCGAGGCGAAGACUGCCAACAAGCGUAGGAAGCGAAAAGGUAAAAGAGAGGUAGGCGAACCCGCAAAUAAGAACUGCUUAGGGACACCGGAUCAAGAUAUGUCGCAAAACGGAUCUCUCAAUGGCUGCUCGUUACCGAAUAUGCAGGCGGCAAACCCCAACGACGAAGAUUUAAUUAGUCUAGCCGAAGUAGCAGUAAGCAGGUGUGAAGCGAUGAAAGUAUCAGAAGAGAAGAAAGCAGAUUUUCUUCUUGGGGUAACCGACCCUGAUAUUCAAAGCUUGCCGGGAGCCGCGGAUGUGGUAUCAUCUUUGAGUACAGAAAGUAAGAAGACAGCCACGAAGACAAUCUCCGAGAAGCAUAACGAGACUACGCAAGACAGCGCAUCCGAGGGUCUAAGUAAAGAUGAGACGCAACCAACUAGAUCUACGCGAGAGAAUAUCGAAUCCGUUGUUGUAGAAGAUACGUCUAGCACUAGGGAUAGUUUAUCCCAAGCGAAUACCCUCUACGAGUCGAUGUCGACGCGUGAGACUAGCCCAUCCAAUAACGAUAUCCAGGAAUCUUCGGAAGUCGGCCGGUCUAAGAAUAACACGCUACGAGGGCCGGAACAAGAUACGAAGAUGGAUGAGUCCGUCGAGAGAAAGGGAACUCCUCUCAAUGGAUGUAGUAAAAAGAGCGGAAGCCUAAAGGAUAAGACGGAAGAGGAGGAGGAAGCAAUUGCGGCCAAAGAGAGGAGAAAGAAAGAGAAGAAUACCAAGAAAAGAGAGAGAGAGAGAAGGAAGGCCAGGGAGCGAUGGGAGAACAAACAAAAGAUGGAAAGGGCUAAGCAAGAGCUCAAGGAAGCGAGGAGGACAGAGCAAGAAAGGUUGGAGCUGGAGAAGUUGGAGAAGUUGGAGGAGGUCAAGAAGGCGCAAAUCCGCGAGCUAAAGUACAGCGAGGGCAAAGCGGAAGUUGAGCAACCAGGUACGACUCGGGAACCGGAAUACGAGAUAGGUAUGGCCGAGAAACCGGGAGAUAAGGCUCGAGAGGACGAAGAGGUUCGUGAGCACGAUUACCCCGCGACCCAAAGAGAACAAGACCAGGUUAGCCGUGGUGAGGCUAGCCAUAGUGAGAUUCGGGCUGGAGGGAAAUGUGAAGAAUCCGAAAGCAUUAGGGAAUGGCUACAAGAGGUUAGGGAGCAUCAAGAGAAUAAGCCUCUAAAGAGCUACCAAAAUGACGACGAAAUAAAUCCGUCUCCUGUCCAAAAAGUCAACCGUGGGACCAAACUACCGGACCGGGAAAGGGAGGCAGAACCUAUCUUGACGACUUACGUUACGGAUGAGAGCAAGUCAAGAGAUCCAGAAGAAACAGAAGAGGUCAUUACAGGAAAAGUUCAAAAAUCUAGAAAUGAGGUGGACGAUGCUAAGAAAUUAUCUAACGGCGCACACAAUCAACUCGAGUAUCAGCAAAUAUCUGACCCUCAAUCCCCAUCAUCACCGACAGGCUUCGAGUUUAGAAAGCAGUCGUCGUCCCCUGGAUUUUCACAGCAACUUGAUAAACGACUAGACGCACCUCCUACUGAACUUCAGUACAGUGACCAACCCCAGCAGCGAAGACUUACAAUAUGCUCGUCCCAAAUCGAGCCUUCUCAGCCAUCGCUUAUCUCCCAACAGCCGGUUCAGCCUCAAACAUCCGAAGCACCUUGGUCUCAGUCUCAAAUGUCUCAACCACUUGAGGCGCCUCAGGCGUCUCAAGCUUUACUAGGCCUCCUUAGAGGACCAAAUUCCAAAGGAAAAGCGAAGCAGGCAUCACCGGAUGUCACGAUUGAUCGACCGUCCGAGGUCGAUACUCGACGGCAAUAUUUUGAAGUACAGUAUCCUCAACCUUCACAACCCCAGUACUAUAACGAGCCCAUGCCUCGAUGGCCUCAAUCAUUACCAAUUCCACAGGGCUAUAAUAGAGAUAGGACGGAUUUGUAUCGUAACGGCCAAAUGAAAGGAUGGACGCGGUCGCACCAGUCUAGACACGGUAGCCAGGAGAGUGAUUAUGCCAGCCGAGACUCCUCGACUGAUAGCCAAGGAAAUAGCAGCGGCAUGGCCACAUGCGGAUGUACUCGUGAGUCCACUGCCGGAUCUUCUCGUGGUCGAGCUAGCCCUCCAAACUUUCAACGUACAAACCGUGAAUUUGGCAAGGGAGACCGUCGAAGCAGACAAGAUAGAUAUGAAUCCGGGUUAACACGAUAUGAACUUGAGGACAUGGCUUGGGAAUUGAGUGUUAUCAGUCGGCGGGUGCAAGACAUCGGGUCUCGGUUGUGGUCUACGACAAGAAGGACUCGCGGUUCAGAAUAUUAAAGUGAAGGUUGCUAGAAAGUUGAAUUAGAGCGGGUGUAGGUGUUGCUAAGUUCUACAGGUACAUCAGCGUAUGAAUGAAUGAUACAAGUCUUUUUCAAAACACAGGAUAUUUGGGAUAAGUGCGUAGUGUUAAAAGGAAGAGGGAAUAGCCCCUUUUUGGUUAUGCGUCUAGGUUAAGGGAAGAUGAAGUAAUCGUCACACUACGGAGCAGUCUCGGCUAAUCAUCGGGGUUAAGAGGAACGGGAUGGGAGUACGUAAUACUAAGGAAAUAUGGAGAUGACCUAGUAAGUGGAAUGACGGAAGGUACCAACUGUACCUAGCUAACACCACCUAAGAUGUACAUAAUAAAAGCAAAGAUGACGGGAUGGAAUUCAUAAUA
Daldinia vernicosa is the source of this 3515-nucleotide messenger RNA. RefSeq lists its product as uncharacterized. The transcript is spliced from 3 exons. The record is from RefSeq and is a predicted model, not a curated record. Bases 269 to 3136 code for a protein of 955 amino acids. NCBI's taxonomy places the organism in Eukaryota, Fungi, Ascomycota, Sordariomycetes, Xylariales, Hypoxylaceae.